Molecule: messenger RNA, 5852 nt
Organism: Anoplopoma fimbria (sablefish)
Lineage: Eukaryota; Metazoa; Chordata; Actinopteri; Perciformes; Anoplopomatidae
Product: solute carrier family 12 member 7-like
Exons: 27
Coding region: 114-3383 (1089 amino acids)
Biological process (GO): chemical synaptic transmission; cell volume homeostasis; chloride transmembrane transport
Cellular component (GO): membrane
Molecular function (GO): potassium:chloride symporter activity
Source: RefSeq, a predicted model, not a curated record
UGGCCUGCCUUAUGCGAAGGAGGCAGCGGCAUUUUCACCCUGAGUUUAGAGGACACUGGAUCCCAUUACAGAGAGGAAUGGAACCAAAGGUUUGGAACAUCUGAGGAGACAAGAUGCCCACCAACUUCACUGUAGUGCCAGUGGAGGAUGAGGAGGGCGGCGGCAACAGCGCGGCCACGGCUAGAGGCAGCAGACCUGUCAGUUUGGGCAGAAUCUUUAGGGAGGAAGACAACAAGGACGACUCACAAGAACCGCACUCAGGAGAUGACAGUCAGAGAGAGUCCAGUCCAUUCAUCAACACAGACGAUGACAGAGAACAUUAUUAUGAAGGCAAGAACAUGGCCUUGUUCGAGGAGGAAAUGGAGAGUAACCCUAUGGUAUCAUCUCUUCUCAACAAGCUGGCCAACUACACCAACCUGACCCAGGGUGUCCGUGAGCACGAGGAGGCCGAGAACGAGGAUGGGGUCAGGAGGGUCGCUGUCAUGGUGCCCCAGAUGGGAACCUUCAUCGGAGUUUACCUGCCCUGCAUGCAGAACAUCCUGGGUGUGAUCCUCUUCCUGCGUCUCACCUGGAUCGUGGGCACAGCAGGGAUCCUGGGGUCCUUCGCCAUCGUCUCCAUGUGCUGCAUCUGCACCUUGCUCACAGCCAUAUCAAUGAGCGCCAUAGCAACCAACGGAGUUGUCCCAGCUGGCGGCUCGUACUACAUGAUCUCCAGAUCUCUGGGGCCUGAGUUUGGAGGAGCAGUGGGUCUCUGUUUCUACCUGGGAACCACCUUCGCUGGAUCCAUGUACAUACUGGGCACCAUAGAGAUUCUGCUGACCUACAUCGUUCCCACAGAAACCGUGUUUAACGAUAGUGCAGCAAUGUCCAACCAUAUGCGGGUUUAUGGCACCUGCUGCCUGCUCCUGAUGGCUCUGGUAGUGUUUGUAGGGGUGAAGUAUGUGAACAAACUGGCUCUGGUGUUUCUGGCCUGUGUGGUUCUGUCGAUCAUGGCCACUUACGCAGGAGUCAUCAAGACGAUCAUCGAACUACCGGAAGUCAAUGUCUGUCUGUUGGGGAACCGAUCCCUGAAGAAUGAUAUGUUUGAAACGUGCGCCAAGACGGAGGUCGUGAAAAACGUCACCAUGUUCACAGAGCUAUGGGGCAUCUUCUGUGACAGCAAAUACCCCAACGCAACCUGUGACGAAUACUUCACCCUCAACAACCUGACGGAGAUACAGGCCAUACCUGGGCUCCUGAGCGGAGUUAUCAAAGACAACCUGUGGGGCGACUACGGUCCAGCUGGUACGUACAUAGAGAAGAAAAGCCAGCCUUCAGUACAAGCCCAGGACUUAUCCAGUGACAUAGAUAAGCCCUACGUCUUUAAUGACAUCGCCACCUACUUCACUCUGCUGGUGGGAAUAUACUUCCCCUCCGUCACAGGUAUAAUGGCUGGUUCCAACAGAUCUGGUGAUCUCAGAGAUGCCCAGAGGUCCAUCCCAGUAGGAACCAUAAUGGCAAUUCUCACCACCUCUUUCAUCUACAUCUCCUGCGUGGUCUUGUUUGGAGCCUGUAUUGAAGGAGUGGUGCUGAGAGACAAGUUUGGUUACUCGGUGAAGAAGAACCCGGUGAUUGGCAUUCUGGCCUGGCCGUCUCCCUGGGUGAUUGUAAUAGGCUCAUUUUUCUCCUGCUGCGGGGCGGGGCUUCAGAGCCUCACCGGCGCCCCACGGCUGUUGCAGGCCAUCGCUCGGGAUGGCAUCAUCCCAUUCUUGCAGGUGUUCGGUCAUGGGAAGGCUAACGGUGAGCCCACCUGGGCUCUGUUGCUGACAGUGGGGAUCUGUGAGAUAGGAAUCCUCAUCGCUUCUCUGGAUGCUGUGGCCCCCAUCCUCUCCAUGUUUUUCCUCAUGUGCUAUCUGUUUGUUAACCUGGCCUGUGCUGUUCAGACUUUACUCCGCACCCCCAACUGGAGACCUCGCUUCAAGUUUUAUCACUGGACCCUGUCCUUCUUAGGGAUGAGCCUGUGUCUCUCUCUCAUGUUCAUCUCCUCCUGGUACUACGCCCUGGUCGCCAUGGUGAUUGCCGGUUGUCUCUACAAGUACAUUGAAUACAGAGGGGCAGUGAAGGAAUGGGGAGAUGGGAUCAGAGGUCUUUCCUUAAACGCAGCACGCUACGCUCUCAUCCGGCUGGAGGAAGUGCCUCUACACACCAAAAACUGGAGGCCUCAGCUGUUGGUGAUGUGUAAGCUGGACUCAGACCUGGGGGUGAAACACCCUCGUCUCCUGUCCUUCACGACGCAGCUCAAAGCAGGAAAGGGCCUGACCAUCGUCAGCUCGGUCCUGGAGGGAACCUUCAUGACCCGGGGCAACGACGCCAAGAUGGGAGAGAAGAACUUGAAAGCAGCCAUGGCAGCAGAGAAGAUGAAGGGUUUCUCCCACGUGGUGGUGUCCUCCAACCUGAGAGACGGUUUCUCCCUGCUCGUCCAGUCAGCGGGGCUGGGAGGAAUGAAACACAACGCCGUCCUGAUGGCCUGGCCGGCUGGCUGGGGAGAGGCCCGGGACUCCUCUUCUUGGAGGAACUUCAUAGAAACAGUGAGAGAGACAACGGCGGCCCAUCAGGCUUUGCUGGUUGCCAAGAACAUCGACCAUUUCCCCGGCAACCAGGAUCGUCUGAAGGAGGGAACCAUCGAUGUGUGGUGGAUCGUACAUGAUGGGGGACUUCUCAUGCUGCUGCCAUUUUUACUAAGUCAACACAAGGUGUGGAGGAAGUGUAAAAUGAGAAUCUUCACGGUGGCCCAUAUGGACGACAACUCCAUCCAGAUGAAGAAAGACCUCCAGAUGUUCCUCUACCAUCUACGUCUGGAUGCGGUGGUGGAGGUGGUGGAGAUGCAAGAAAGCGACAUCUCAGCCUUCACCUACGAGAAGACGCUGGUGAUGGAGCAGAGGUCUCAAAUGCUUAAACAGAUGCAGCUGUCCCGCACUGAGAGGGAGAGAGAGGCCCAGUUAAUCCACGACCGGAACACGGCGUCUCAUUCCGCAAUGAACGACAGAGAAGCAGGCGCCACGCCGGAUCGUGUCCACAUGACCUGGACCAAAGACAAACUGGUCAAUGAGAGGAACAGACAGAGAGAAGGCAUGGGAGUUAAAGACAUCUUCAACAUGAGACCCGAGUGGGAAAAUCUAAACCAGUCCAACGUGCGGAGGAUGCACACAGCUGUGAAGCUGAACGAGGUGGUGCUAAAGAAGUCCCGCGACUCCCAGCUGGUCCUGCUCAACAUGCCGGGCCCGCCGAAGAACAAGAAAGGGGACGACAACUAUAUGGAGUUUCUGGAGGUCCUCAUGGACGGCCUGGAUCGCGUCCUGUUGGUUCGUGGUGGUGGUCGGGAGGUCAUCACCAUCUACUCGUAGCACCGAGAGGUUCAUAAAUGUUUUUGGUAGAAACACUGUUGGGCAGUGGGACCCCAGAGGGCCGGGGGUUGGCGAAGGGAAAAGGCAGGACUUUGAGAUGGAUCAUGGACAAAGAUGUAGGACAGAGGAAGUACAGUACCCUCCCUGUCACACUGUUGGGGGGAAAAAAGGAGGACCAUGAUCGCUGGGAAGGACAGGGGGGGUUCUACCUGCAGCACAGCCUGAGCUCAGUGCAUGGUCUGGGUCCACAGAGGGCUCACUGCACCCCCCUAUUCCUAAGGCUCCAUUAUCCCACCACAUCUUUACAAUGUAGAACGACAGCUGUGUGGCUGCACCGUGGAGAUGUUCUUUCCUCAGCUGAACUGUGUUUUCUGAAAAAGCUGUCAUUUCAGUACCUUUGCUGAAACUUUUCACUGAUGUGCCCUGACUGUAGAGUUGAACAUGUUUUUAAGCCAUUAUAUUUUACAGAAUAUCAUAUGUGCCUCAUGUCAAUGCAUCAGAAGCCAAAGUCCCAUUGAUGAGUAGACAGUUUAAGGGCAAACAUGGCAUAAUUGAUUGUGAUAUAUAUAUUGUCUUGGACAUUGCUUAUAAACUGUUUGUGUUGUCACAGAUAACAUUAGUGUGCCUGGUGGUUUUGAAAAGGAGGUGAAAAUGCAAGAGCAAAUGCAACUUUUGUGAUUUUAGCAAUUUAGUAUAUUUUUAGUUAAGUUGACGAUGUAUUUGACUGAUAAAUUUGUAUUGGCGCAAAAUGUUAAGGUGUGUGCUUGAGUACAUAAAAAGCUGGUAUGCGCUGAUGAGGAAAACUGAGCAACAUGGAGCCUAUAUAGUAGUAUUUCAUUUAAUAUUGUUACUGUUUUUAAGUACAAUGUGUCAUGUGUUGCUUCAACAAAAAAAGACACCAACAAACCGAGAAAGUCUGGAACUCUGACAAGCUAAUUCACAAAGAAUGGAUUGCGGCUGCUGAUAGCACCAUGAAUUUAAUCAUUUGCAACCGCUAUCUAAGGGUUUAAUUCACUAGAGAUAUAGGCUAAUGAUAUAGGCUCAAACACACCCAUAAUGUUUUGAAUUGAGUUCUAUUAGCCACUUUGCUUUGAAUCUGAUUGAGAUUGUCCAUUUGGCAAAGAAUGAAUGUUGUCUUUGCGCCAGGAACUCUGUAGGCAGAACAAUGGAGGCGAGAAAAAAUGAAAUGUUCAGACUGCGAGCUACAGGCCUGGACCGACGAGGAGCAGAGUCAUUCCUAUAACCUUCAGUCAGAGAAUUUAAACGUGACGGAGGGAAACCCUAGUUGGGAUUAUUUUUCAUUGGAAAUUUGCCGAAAAUAGGCUCUGUUACAAACACAAAGUCUUUGAUACUUAAACAUUUUUGUUCGGCAAGAUAAUUGUCCCAAAUGACCACCACUUUAAUGAUUCCUGCGCGAAAUGUAUGAAUAUUUCUACUUUAAAUAUAUAAACGUAGCACAAUUUCUUGGUAGGGCAGUAGGCGGUGCAUUUGAGAAUUUUAACAUUUAUUUUGUCUUAUUUGUACAGGUUUAGCGACCUGCAAAGGCUGCGGAAUCCCUUUGUGAAUUCGCCCUUUAGUCUUUAGUCUGCAAAAUACAGAAACACUCGUGUGUUGGGUCGCUUUGUAUGUUUCCUGUGUCCCCGUAGAAGGAGGACUUCAACAUAACAUACAACACAAAAUAAUGAAAAGUAGUUGAUGCUUUGGACUUAACAUGAGAAUGUGGCUGUUUUUAAAUUACAUCUUCUGGUUGAUAUGCUGACACAAUGUCUCCAGACACCCAAGAGGUUUGCAUGCCUGUAUUAUAAAGAUGGUUGCUGCUGAUUCGUCUCACCCUUGAAAGUAAAGAAAAAAACACAAGCACAGCAGUACUUUAGGUAAAACUACUUGUUUAAAAGUGGAAAUAUUCUAGUUUUGUUUGUUUCUGGGUGUGUAGGAAUAACUUGUUUCUUAACUCUUUCAAAGUGCUGGAAUAUAAACUGUACAAAAGCUGAAUGCAGAGUUCCUUUAACUAGGAAGCAUGUAUUUUACAGUUAUCAAUCAUCCACCUGGGUUUUCUCCAGAUAAUAUGAGAUUAUCUGUUCUGCCAUCAAUUAUUCUGCAAAAUAACGGCACCAACAAUAAAUCGUGACAACAGAUUAUACACUUAUGUUCAUCUCUAUCGGUGCUUUAGGGACCAUUUGUUCCUAUAAAUAAUAACCCACAGGUCUGUUUUUAUUCAGAAAAACUCCCAUAACAUGACAUGAAACAUGCAGAAAAGAGGCGGGAAAAUGCCAAAGCAGGAAGUAAGGAGACAAAAGGAAAUGAAAAAGGAAAUAUGGCUGAAUGACUAGUUGGUCAGAUUUAGAUCACUGUGAUUUCUCAGAUUUUCCUCUUCUCAUCUUUAAAAUAUUCAUCCUAUUAGCAGUUCAGUAAUUGAGACGUAAUAACGUUUCUUUAUUUUUUCAUUUCUGUAAUUGCAAUCGUUAUUAA